UUCAGCAGAGACAAAUUAACGCCCCGAGCCGAUCGUGACGAAGAUAAUUCGUACAUAUUUUCCUACAAAAACCGAAGCAUUCGUCUUUUUAUUAGGAUCGGAGAGUUACGGAUAUUUCCGGUGUAAAUCGUGAUUUUCCGCGAACAAUAUACAUUUUACAAUGUAAACAAAACAAAGAACAAAAGGUUCAACUUGACUUCAUUGCUGUUUGCUUUGCCUAAGAAGAUCAACGACGCGUACCGAUUGUGCUGUGUCCUUCACGUCAUAUGAGGUGGUGCAAACAUGGAAUCUGACAUAUCAUCAACAUCAUCUGGAAGCCCUAGAUAUAGUGUGCCAUCAACGUCUUCUGACAGUCCACUCAGAAGAACCAGAGGUGGCGUGCACAAAAGAGGAGGCAGGGGCAGAGGAAGAGCCAAGGGACAGACCAGAGCCACUGGGCUAGGAAGGGGUCGAGGCCGAGGUGCAGUUCCAGUUCCACUGCCAACCAUUGAGACAGCAGAGCAAAGAAAGGACAGAAUCAAGGAAUAUAUUGAACAGCUCUCUGAAGAACAGGCUAAAGACCUGCUUUUCAGGGCUGUAGACAAACAACCUGGGUUGAUGUUCGAUCUAAUAGACAAAGUCCAGCCUCAUGGCGUUCCUCAAGACUACCAUCCUCAACCCGGGAGUUCACCAGCAUGGUGUUUGUGUGGCAAUUGCCGGGAGAUGCCAACUCUACUUGAAAGAGUCUGCUGCAACUUUUCUCCAGAAAAUUGUACUUCAAGAUUGCCAUACAUGGACCAGUACGUUCUUGAAGAAGGAGUUCUUCGAAUUGCAAGAACGUAUCGGAGAGAAGUUUUGGUGUAUCCUGAAGAUGGUGAUGAGGCAAAGGCAAACAGACAUGCUGCCUAUAGACAGUUUGUUAUGUGGCAGCAUGGCAAGCUAGGAGCAGGUGUAAGACGAGUUGUCCCUAGCUGCUGUGUGUGGAGAAUCCGCGACAAAUUUACUGAUCCAUUUGGUCAAUAUACAGGUUUUAAUACUGGAAGAAUAGGCUAAAUUCCAACCUAACAAACUGAACAACUGGUGGUCUUAAGAAACAAGAGCUGUAACACAUUUGUACAUCAGUUUUUGUAUUAACUUGUGGGAUUUUAUAGUACUUUAAAUUAAAGACUUUUAUGAUGACCAUGUGUAACCAAACCACACCACAUAUUCAAAUAGGAUAUUAUUGUAGUUAAUGAAAUGUUUUGCCCAGGAACUUGCUGUGCUUAUUUCAUAUUGACUAACACCUGUUAUUAUUGACACAUGUCUAUGUACCAUGACUGAAAUAACUAUAUACUUGUACAAUACAAAAAUUAAACUAUCCCUAACCCACUGGCCAAUUACCCACUGGUUAAAUUGGUGCUUAUAUAAGACAGAUAACAUAUGUAUUUUCAAUAUAUGCUACUGUUUGUUGUCUUGAUAGGCAUAACUGAAUACAUAUUUCAUUUUCUUUCUAUAGUAUUUACACUAAUAUAUAUAACAUUAAUGUAUAUGAAUUCCAAAAAUAUCAAAAAUACAAUUUUCCAAAUUGUCCAAGUUUUUGUUGAAAAAAAUUGCCCAAAACAUCUUAAAAUGUAUUUUUUUUUACAAAAUUUGCAAUGCAACACAUGUGCAUUCUCUUUUGCCCUAUCGGAAUACUUUUUUUGCGUAAAGCUCCCAACUUGAAACCAUUACUGCAUAUACCUUUCUUUAUUUAAAAAAAAUGUUUGUAAAAUUUUCCUGUGUAUAUAGUAUGUUCCUGUUACUUGGAUUUAUUAUUUUUCAGUAGUUGCAUUUUGUAACAUACACACAAUAAACCUAAUUAGGGAAUAGGUAUAAAUGACAUAUUUAGUAUUGCACUUUCAAGUUUUAUCUG
This is a messenger RNA of Dreissena polymorpha, 1870 nucleotides long. RefSeq lists its product as uncharacterized. The record is from RefSeq and is a predicted model, not a curated record. Bases 283 to 1032 code for a protein of 249 amino acids. NCBI's taxonomy places the organism in Eukaryota, Metazoa, Mollusca, Bivalvia, Myida, Dreissenidae. The transcript has 4 exons.